UGUUUUCGAAACUGGAAACUGACGUAAUUUGGCAGAAAGAACAACGUAUUUUUGUUUAUGUGCACUCCCCCCGCCCCACCCAGCAACGAGAGUAGGAUCCCACCUACCUCGAUGUCUGUUGCCCGCGUCCAGCACACGAAAUUGGUAACUGCCACAGCCUGUUACCCCAUCCGAAUCUGUAUCCACAGCCUGCAAUGUGAAUCAACUGCUGUUGAUUCGUCCACAACGUCAAAUUAAACUCUUUCCUGAUUGUAAACACUAACAACGGCCUUUAGAAUGAACCGCUCGGAACCCAUACCCAUUCGACGAGAGCGGUCCUUCGACAGCGUGAUGAACAGGCUGUUUCGAACGCGGUCCCAGAACCAUGAAAGCUUUCGCGCGGCAAUGUACAACUUCCUCUUCCUAGUGGGCGUGUGCGCUUUUGUGGCUGUGUGCUUCAUCCUGGGACCCUUUGUGCGCCCGCUGCUGUGGGCCUUCCUCAUGGGCGCCGUACUCUUUCCGUUCAAGCGCAGGCUGGCGGAGAGCGUUCACAGCUGGUUUCAGCGGAUGGAGGAGCGAGAUUCCAAUGUGCUGGUAUCGAUUUUUCUGUCCCCCGUGGAGGCGACGGAGCACUGCGGCCGCUUGCUAAUUGGAUGGCUGUGCGAGCACUGGCAACUUCUGCUGGCAGGCUGUGGUGUGGCAACCUGCAUCAAGCUGCUGGUCCUGUACGCACCAAAGGGCUUCAUAUACGCGAUCUGGCAUUGGCUUUCCUUCUCGCACGGUCUGUUCGUGCGGAUCAUUGGCUUUCUGAAUGUCUUUGUGAUUAUCGCCCUAGUGCUGGUCUACCUCACUUGUGUGCAUUUCUUCUGGAGUGCAGAAAACAGCACUCGCUUUGUUGUCGCCGGUCAGUCCAUGUGGAUAGCGAUAGCCGGGUACUUGAGCAGCUUCCUGGGCGCCCUCCAAGUGCCCGUCUUCCUGCUGGUGAUGGCCUACGUCACCGCCUCCACGGCCUACCAUCUGAAGGGAAGCGAGGGAUCUGGCUCGUAUCUGCAUCGUCUCAAGAUGUUGUUCGACAAGAACGACUUCGAGCGAUCGUUGAGUAAUUUCAGUCUCUGUGGAAAAACGAGCAGCGACCGGCCGGAUGUGCUGCAGUCGGAUGUGGAGGAUAUUUCUCUCAGCGAUACAGUUGACUCCACGGAUACGUUUGACGUGAAGCCCACUGAUAUGUCUGAGGGCCAACAGAGCGGUACGAUGUUGAAGCUGCUCCUCUACGCCUGCCUGGCCAAUGUGCUAUACCGAAACAUUUGGAUGGUCAUCCUGGCAGCCGUGCCGGUGCUGCUUCACCUCAUAUACAAAUUCGGAGCGUACACGGGCAUCACCGACUUUGUCUGUGGCAAGAUCAACGAAUUGUACUUGGGAUUGCGGGCCUGGGCCAUUGAACAUCACUCGGCUGUACUGCCGCUAUGCCUGCCGGGGGUUCUGGAACUCAACUACAGGAUCCACACUAUUGUGCGGGAUUCUUUGAAGUCUUCUGUAGAGUCGGUCACCUCCAUACUCAUGAUCAUUGCCAUGCUGUUCUGCAUAAUCAUUCUGAGCGUGUUCUUUUGCGUCAACAUUUAUUCGGAGACCAUAGAAGUUGCCUACCUGACAAAAGAUCUAAUUAACAAGACGAUCACAGACCGUCCUGAGCUAAUUGAUAUUUUGCCGGCCAAUAUGCAGGCGUCCAUUGAUGAUGCGCUCGACAAUGCGCACCAUUAUGGUCGCCGUAAGAUAGAAACCUACAUUGACGAUUGGCUUGCAGAUGCCGAUAAGGUGCAUGCCGCCAAGCUCAAGGAUCAGAUACUCGACGUGUGGGACAGGCUCAUCCAGUAUUGGGUGGAUUUCAAUAAGAGGGGCACCUCGUACGGGCCGCGGGUGCCCACGGAUGCACUGAAGAGCACUUUUGGCGAAAUUGUUGAUAAUCCAGGACAUUUUAAAGAGCUAGUUUUAGUGGCGAAACAGGGUAUCAUUGGCUGGGCGCAAAGCAACACGCAAACUAUCCUGGAGGUGGCCGAGUCCCUGUGGCACAUAAUUCGCACGAAUCUGUCGAUGAUUAUGGGAGUGACUGGCGAGAUUCUGUCGCUGGUGUUGUCUGGAGGCCAAGCCUGCAUCGAGUUUAUUCUAGAUAUGAUUGUCUUCUUCACCGCUUUGUUCUACCUCCUCUCCAGCAGCAAGGAAAAGUAUGCGCCGCUUCAGAUAACAAAGUACCUUGGCUACUCCUCCUCUGGCUCUAAGAUCGCCGAUAGCAUGGAGAACUCCAUUACUGUAGUUCUAGUCUCAAUGUUCAAGUGUUCCAUAUUCACCGGGCUGUUCACGUGGCUGGUCCACACGGUGUUUGGGGCCAGAAUUGUGUUCUUGCCCUCUGCCUUGGCAGCAAUUCUGGCAGCGGCACCAUUCCUGGGGAGCUACUGGUGUGCUGUGCCCGCUUUUCUGGAACUCUGGCUGGCUCAGGACUGCUUCUAUACGGGACUGCUAUUGUUCCUGCUGCAGUUCUUUGUUCCCUCUACAUUCGAGACGGCCAUCUAUGCCGAUCUGAAGGGAGGUGGACAUCCGUAUCUCAAUGGUCUGGCCAUAGCAGGGGGCAUGUACUGGAUCGGUUGGCAGGGGGCCAUAUUGGGUCCCCUCAUGUUGUGUUUCUUCAUUGGCAUUUUCGAGGUGGCCGCCUUGGCCAUGCGCUCAAAUCAGGAUCCCCCCAGGCGCAGCUCAGAGGAGGAAAUGCGGACCACCUCAAGCGAAACGAACACUAUCCGAACGAUCAUAAACGAGGAAAAGCCCAAGCCAGAGUUGGCGGCGUCUGGCGGAAAACCUGUUGAGCUGAAAAUCAUAACCAAAACUUUUCAGCUGCUGCCGAGCCCAAAGAAAACCAGUUAAGAAUAUAAUAUAUAUUUGUGUGUGCUACUAUUUAUGCAGAACCGGUAACAGUGAGAAGAGAAAUAUAUGAAUAUAUAAUAUA
Drosophila miranda is the source of this 2971-nucleotide messenger RNA. RefSeq names its product transmembrane protein 245. The transcript has 9 exons. The record is from RefSeq and is a predicted model, not a curated record. The coding region runs from base 277 to 2889 and encodes 870 amino acids. NCBI's taxonomy places the organism in Eukaryota, Metazoa, Arthropoda, Insecta, Diptera, Drosophilidae.